AUGAGUGAAAGAGAAAGACAAUCUGCUGCUGUAAGACGAAGACCACUUAAUCAGCCGCACCAACAUCACAUUGCAGAACUUCAUAGGUGGACGCAGCAAUCCACAGAAGACAGAAGUACAAUAUCAGCCUCAUCUGAACUCAGGAUUGUUCUGCUGGGUAAAACUGGAUCAGGAAAGAGUUCAGCAGGAAACACCAUCCUGGGCCAACAUUUUUUUGAAGAGGCUGUUUCACCAGUGUCAGUUACUAAAACCUGUAAGAGGAAAGAAGCACCGAUUGGUGACCAGAUCAUCUCAGUUGUCGACACUCCAGGCCUGUUUGAUACGACAAUGACAAAACAGAAAAUGAAGAAUGAAAUCGAGAAGUGUGUCUACAUGACUGUUCCUGGUCCUCAUGCAUUUCUGUUGCUGAUAAAAGUGGGGAGAUUCACAGAUGAAGAGAAGAGUGCAGUGAAAUGGAUUCAGAUGAACUUUGGAGAAGAUGCUGCACAUUACACCAUCAUUCUGUUCACUUACGCUGAUCAGUUGAAGAGAAAACCUUUAGAUGAGUAUAUAAGAGAAAGUAAUGAUCUCAAGGCUCUUGUUAAUGAGUGUGGUGGCAGAUUUCACUCAUUCAACAAUGAAGACACAGAAAAUCACUCUCAGGUCACUGAACUGCUGCAGAAGAUUGAGAAGAUGGUGGAGAAGAAUGAAUGGACAUUCUACACUCAUGAGAUGUACCAGGACGCUCAGAGAAAGAUACUAGACAGAGCACAGUUCUGGUCUGGAAAUCCUCGGAUUCUGCUGCUGGGUAAAACUAGGUCAGGAAAGACCAGUGCGGUAGAAACCAUUGUGGGCUGA
Messenger RNA from Sinocyclocheilus anshuiensis, 837 nucleotides. RefSeq names its product GTPase IMAP family member 7-like. The coding region runs from base 1 to 837 and encodes 278 amino acids. NCBI's taxonomy places the organism in Eukaryota, Metazoa, Chordata, Actinopteri, Cypriniformes, Cyprinidae. The record is from RefSeq and is a predicted model, not a curated record. Gene Ontology annotation, molecular function: GTP binding. The transcript has 4 exons.